Pseudomyrmex gracilis is the source of this 2456-nucleotide messenger RNA. RefSeq lists its product as uncharacterized. The record is from RefSeq and is a predicted model, not a curated record. Lineage: Eukaryota; Metazoa; Arthropoda; Insecta; Hymenoptera; Formicidae. The coding region runs from base 118 to 1836 and encodes 572 amino acids. The transcript is spliced from 2 exons.
CAAUACAUCGAAACGAUCUCUGGAUAUCUUCUUUUUGCGUUUAGAAUUAUUACGUUAGUGUUUAAGUUAAUUCUCGAAUCUCGUACGAACAAGUUGUCGCGCAACGAAACGGAGAAAAUGGAUCGCAAAGGCACGUCGAGAGACGUUCGUUCGCAAAAGAGAAAACGAAAGUUCCGUGGAAAUCGGCACACCGUAGAAUGUGACACCAGUUUCGCUACAACGUCCGCUGAAAAAUUACGAAGCACAAACGACACCGAGGUUCUUAUUGAUCGGCAGCACGGUUAUUGCAUCCUCGAGUUUUUCUCGGUUUUCACGGCGAUAAGCAACAUGGUCGUUUGUCGCAAUUGCCAGAGUGACAUGAAGUUCAACGAGACCCAAACCCACGGAUUGGGAUUUAAAAUAGCUGUGACGUGUAAAUGCGGGGUCGCGUAUAUAAAUUCAUGUCCCGUUAUCGAAAAAUCGUACGAGAUUAAUCGGCGCAUUGUACUCGUAAUGAGACUGUUGGGUCUCGGGAUAAAAGGUAUAUCUCUGUUUUGUGGCUUGAUGGACAUCAGUCAGGGACUCUAUACUAAAACUUUCGACGCGUGCCUAGAAAGUAUACACAUCACAUCGAAAGCGUUGUAUCAGGUAGUUACAAAAAGAGCCGUCGAGGAGGAAAUAAAUAAAACAUUAUCGACCGAACAUCCGAUGGAUUAUCUGACCGUAUCGGGCGACGGCACUUGGGAGAAGAGAGGAUUUGGCUCGCUUUUCGGAGUGUUCGCGAUAACCGGCAUAUUUACCAAAAAAGUGCUCGAUAGUGUGGUCAAAUCGAGUUCUUGUCGAAAUUGCAGCGAUUGGGAACGUCGUUCCAUUGACACAAUUGAAUACGACAUUUGGUUUGAAUCUCAUGAAAAUCAAUGCCCGGCAAUCAAUCGUUCGGGAAACGCCGGAAAGAUGGAAGUGGACGCGGUUACGGAAAUGUUUCAACGAUCGCAGGAAAAAUACGGUGUUUAUUUCACGACUUACGUCGGUGAUGGAGAUAGCGAGACAUUUAAAAACGUAUUGAAUACAAAUCCGUGCGACGACGACAUUGUUAUCACGAAGAAAGAAUGUAUUCGACACGCGGAAAAACGAAUGGGAACGCGAUUGCGAAGCGUGACGAGAAAUACGGAAAAUAUCGGUGGAAAUGGAGAUGGGAAACUCACAAACGAGCUGAUAAAACACCUUACGACACAUUACGGUUCGGCAAUACGCAAAAAUUCCAAUUCUGUCGGCGACAUGAAAAGAGCAAUUUGGGCGACGUUGUAUCACGAAGCUUCCAGCGACGCGAAUCCUCAACACGAAUACUGUCCUUCGGGAUCGGACAGCUGGUGUGUGUGGCGUCAGGCGGAAGCGAAGGGCACGUUAGAAGCGUUCACGCAUCAAAAACCACCGUUGAACGACGCGGUGAUAACGGCGAUAAAACCUGUGUACGAAGAUUUUACUGGCGAUGCUUUCCUGGAACGAUGUCUCGGUGCGUAUACGCAAAACAACAACGAAAGCUUGCACUCGCUUAUAUGGACGUUCGUACCGAGGCGUAUGCAUUGUGGUAAGAAAACGGUAGAAAUUGCUACGUUUUUGGCUAUAUGCAUCUUCAACGAAGGAUUUCAAACCAUACUGCAAGUGAUGUCGCUGAUGGGAAUUACCAUAGGCCCGAAUGCGAAAGCAUACGUCGACAAGCGAGACAAUCAACGCGUUAACCGGACGUCCGGCGAUCUUGUUAAUGUUCCACACGCCCGUCAAAGCCAAGACGAAACUGAAGAACUUUUCUUCGAAGAUGAAGAAGAUAUAUUUUACGGGCCUGAUAUAGCGGAAUAAAAUAAUUAGCACUGAAUUGAAUGCUGUGGCGGUCACCGGUGACCGGCGAUGCCAAAAGAUUUAAGUAAAAACACAUAAUUCAAGCAAAUAACAAUACUUCUUAAUUUUUCAAUAUUGUCAUCGUUUAUAUUACAAUGAUGUUAAAGACAUUAAUGCACCAUAGAACAUAUAUAUAAAAAGUUGUAUUUAAAAUCGUACAUGUUAUAUACGCGCGUGUUGCGACGUGAAAUUUUCUUCACUAUCCGAUGGUAAUCGAACGGCGUUUACAAAGAGAUGUAAAAAUGAUUUGUUACUUUACUAUCGUGUAACUCCUAUAUAUAGUAGAAUGAGAGGUUCAUCAGAGAGUCAAAAUUUCGACUCGGGUUGAGACGCGAAUUGUUUGAUGAAAUAUUAUUUUCAAGAGCUAUUUAAAAAAUUGAAAAUAAAUUGCAAAACUUAAUAUAACGUAUCAUACAGCACAGAAAGAUUGCAAAAAGAUUGCAAACAUAUUUUAUUGCAAUAUUGCAAAAUAAUUGCGCAGUGUAGAUGCAAUAUAGAUGCAAUGUCAAAGCAACAUAAAAAUGUCCGUCUUUAGCAAGAUUGUACUGCAAUAUAAUUGCCAUAUUGCAGCGCAAUAUACU